AUGGCUUUUGGCAAGGAUAAGAAGGCGGCAGAUGCCACGGCGGCAGCAGGGUCAGACACAGAUGCAUCCUUUGUAUCCGCCAAGAACUCGGUAGAAGGUGACAACGACAGACCGCAGACCGCCUCCAGCGGCAAGGAUGCAGCAUCAGUUCCCACGGACGGGCAGGUGCCUUCGGAUACCAGCAAACUGAGGACGUUCCUUGGAAUUCUCAGACGCUUCAUUGGCGUUACGGAUAUAGCAGCUGUACGCUUUAGUCUGCCGGCGCAGCUGCUUGAGCCGAUCCCCAAUCUGGAGUACUGGCACUACCUCGACCGACCGGAGACCUUUGCCGCGAUUGGUGACAGUGAAGAUCCGUUGGAGCGGAUGCUGGGAUGUCUGCGGUUCUGGUUUACAAAGGACCUAAAGUACGUCAAGGGAAAGCCGUGUAAGCCCUACAACAGCGCCUUGGGCGAGUUCUUCCGCUGCACAUGGGAGGUCGAGGGCAAUGAAGCUGCCAAAACGACUUCCAACCCCAAACCGGUAAAGGUCAACUACCUCACCGAACAGACCUCGCAUCACCCGCCCGUAUCCGCGUUCAUCUACGAGUGUCCGGAGAAGGGCGUCGAGGCGGUGGGCUACGAUCAGCUCUCCGCCAAGUUCACCGGCACCUCUGUGAAGGUCACUCCGGGCCAGCACAACCAGGGCAUCUUCAUUCGGCUGCGCAAUCGUGACAACGAGGAAUACCAGCUCACCCACCCCGCGGCCUUUCUCGGCGGUUUCCUUCGAGGCAAUCUCUACAUCACCGUGGCGGACACAUGCUACGUGACUUGCAAAAAGACGGGCCUGAAGACAAUACUACACUAUCUCGAGGAAGGUUAUUUCGGCAAGACGCAGAACAAAGUGGAGGGAAUCGUCUACAAACCCGCAGACAUUUCCAAGGAUUCCGUAACGAGGCUCAAGGACGUUCCUACGAAAGAGAUUCUCGGGAGGAUAGAGGGUGUCUGGACGGAGAAGCUCUGGUUUUCCAAGGGGAGUGCAGAGUUCAAGAAGACAAAGGAGGCGGAUCGAAUCCUGUUGAUGGAUGUUACACCUCUUCUUCCCAUCGCGAAGCAAUGUCCGCCGGAGGAACACCAACUCCCCAACGAGAGUCGGAAGUUCUGGGGACCUGUCACGGAACACAUCCAGAGCAAGCAGUUCGGUCAAGCGACAACAAAGAAGCAAGAAUUGGAGGAGCGGCAGAGAGAACGGGCUGCAGAAAGAGCAGCACAGAACAAGGAGUGGAAGCCUCGAUUCUUCACGACUGUCACGGAAGGCGAUGGAAAGCCGGUGGUCAGUGGAGAGGGCAAGGCUGCUAUGGAGGGUUUGCAGAAGGGAGACUAUAAGUUGAGUGAGCCAGAAGAGUAUGGUGCUCUGUGA
Molecule: messenger RNA, 1395 nt
Organism: Ramularia collo-cygni
Lineage: Eukaryota; Fungi; Ascomycota; Dothideomycetes; Mycosphaerellales; Mycosphaerellaceae
Product: related to oxysterol binding protein
Exons: 1
Coding region: 1-1395 (464 amino acids)
Biological process (GO): piecemeal microautophagy of the nucleus; endocytosis; maintenance of cell polarity
Cellular component (GO): cytosol; intracellular membrane-bounded organelle; membrane
Molecular function (GO): sterol binding
Source: RefSeq, a predicted model, not a curated record